This is a messenger RNA of Notodromas monacha, 1733 nucleotides long. The record is from the annotation of a GenBank genome assembly. Lineage: Eukaryota; Metazoa; Arthropoda; Ostracoda; Podocopida; Cyprididae.
GUAUUUUUUGAUUGCAGUACUUUUUUUUCAUGAAAAUUUUCUUUUGGAAGAGUUAGCGAGUUUUUGUCCACUUUUUUCAGUGUCUCUCUUCCAGGUUUGAAAUGACCGAAGCUUCUGUUUCUUCGGUUUGGACCAGAGAAGAGGACAUGAAGCUCGUCAAAGCGCUGCUGGUCAAAUGCGGAGAAGACUCGCGGAAACCGGACAAAGUUGCCAAGGAUCUGAACUGGGAAACUGCAAAGAUGUCCAAAAUUGCCGGUCAGAGAUUCCGUAGUUUAUCGCCCGCUCAACGAUCAGUGUUUGAAAAUAAGGCGAAGGAAGCCAAAGCAGCUUUUGACGAGAGCGUCGUGAAAUUUUAUCGGGAGCAUCCGGAAUUGCGUGCUGACCAGUGCUUACCCAAGAAACCGUCUACUCCAUUCAUGCUUUUUUGCGAGGCGAAAGGAGUGCAAAACAAAGGUACAGCAUCUGAGAAGACUGCCAAAUUUGCGGCGCUUUCAGACAAGAAGAAGGCGAGGUAUGUGCAAAAGGCGAUUGUUCUGGAGCACCUGUAUGCGGAUGAACUCGCGGUUCACGCUGCGAUUCAUGGGAAAAACAAUUUUCCGUCAGUGAAGUCUUCAGUGACCCAAGCGGAACUCAAACUUCGUGAUCAUGUGAAAGGCGUGCAGAGGAAACCACCGUCGUCGGGUUACGCUUUGUUCUUCCGGAAGAUGAAGGAGGAUGAUCAGAUGGCGCGAAUUCCAUCCAAAGAAAGAAUGGCGAAAAUUGCUGCGGCGUGGAAAGAGUCAGUGUCCGAGGAGGAGCGAAAUGAUUACAGGCGGAAAGCUGAGGCCUUGAAACAGGAAUAUGAUGGUAACAUGAUGGACCGAUUCAGCCCAAUGCGAAACAAGAACCGGAAGAUGAAGGAGGAUGAUCAGAUGGCGCGAAUUCCAUCCAAAGAAAGAAUGGCGAAAAUUGCUGCGGCGUGGAAAGAGUCAGUGUCCGAGGAGGAGCGAAAUGAUUACAGGCGGAAGGCUGAGGCCUUGAAACAGGAAUAUGAUGGAGCUGGUUGUAACGGUGAAAGAACAUUGAAACCACCUUGUCUCGAUUAUGAGAGCAUAACCAAAAAAGGAAUCUUCGUCUUCACGACGGAAUAUCAUCAGGAUUAUCUAUCUUCUUAUCCGGAUUUAUUGGAGGACGAACUGAGAUCCAUUAUCGUUAAUGAUUACAACCAGCUGGAAGAUGAGAAGAGGGCUGAAUAUGAAAAUAAAGCGACUGUUCAGACGCUUUGGAAGAAACACAGAGCACGAGAUAAGGUCAUGUUGUUCAAAAAUGAACCUACUCUUCCGCCUCGAACGAUCUCGGAAUUAUUCAUGCGAAAGUCUCUGGCAUCCAGAGACCAUUUUGAGCCGCAGCCGCGAAAGCGGAUGAAACUUGCUCAUGAAUCCCUGAAACGAUUGUCUGCCGACGAAAAGGUGAUUCUUGAGCAGGAGUUGGCAGAUGCGAAAUCUAAAUAUGUUCAAGAUUACACGAGCUUCAUAAAUAGUCUUUCGCCUGACGAAUUGAUGGAGUAUUCGUCCAAGAAGAAAAAGGAGACUGGCGUGAACUCGAGAAUCAAUGCCAUGCGGGAUGAUGAUCUGGAGUUGGAGCUUGAAGAAAUCGAUUUUUGAUGCUUUGUGGAUUUUAAAAAAUAAAUGUUUUAAUGAUGGGUGUAAGACAAUGAAGCACAAUUAAAUCUUUCUUCUAAUUAUUGCCAUACA